This is a messenger RNA of Triticum turgidum subsp. durum (durum wheat), 924 nucleotides long. The record is from the annotation of a GenBank genome assembly. NCBI's taxonomy places the organism in Eukaryota, Viridiplantae, Streptophyta, Magnoliopsida, Poales, Poaceae.
AUGGCUGCUGGGAGGGGCAUUAGUCAGCUUCUGAAGAAAGCAUUUCGCCAGAACCCAUCUGGUUCAUCUCUUCUUUCUUCGACCCGGAUAAAUCAUGGAGAAGGAACCACUGGCUUCACUGGACUGAAAGCAUUGGCUAUUCUUGGAGUUGGUGCUUCUGGCCUUUUAAGCUUUGGUACAAUAGCCUCAGCUGAUGAAGCAGAGCAUGGGCUAGAAUCUCCGAGCUAUCCCUGGCCACAUGAAGGCAUUCUUAGUUCUUAUGAUCACGCAUCAAUAAGGCGUGGACACCAAGUUUAUCAGCAAGUGUGUGCCUCCUGUCACUCGAUGUCCCUGAUCUCGUACCGAGACCUGGUGGGUGUUGCCUACACAGAGGAGGAAACAAAAGCAAUGGCUGCUGAGAUUGAGGUGGUUGAUGGGCCAAACGAUGAAGGUGAGAUGUUCACGCGUCCGGGUAAGCUGAGCGACCGUCUGCCGCAACCAUAUGCGAAUGAGCAAGCGGCUCGAUUUUCAAAUGGUGGAGCAUACCCCCCAGACCUCAGCUUGAUUACAAAGGCCAGGCACAAUGGUCAGAACUACGUUUUUUCUCUUCUUACUGGUUACCGUGAUCCACCUGCUGGCGUCUCGAUUCGUGAUGGCUUGCAUUACAAUCCCUACUUUCCUGGUGGCGCCAUAGCCAUGCCCAAGAUGCUUAGUGAUGGAGCUGUCGAGUAUGAAGACGGUACUCCUGCAACGGAAGCUCAGAUGGGUAAAGAUGUUGUCUCAUUCUUGUCAUGGGCAGCUGAGCCUGAGAUGGAAGAGAGAAAGCUGAUGGGAGUCAAAUGGAUCUUCCUACUCUCGCUCGCGCUUAUGCAAGCCGCGUAUUACCGGCGCAUGAAGUGGUCAGUCUACAAGUCCCGCAAGCUGGUCCUUGAUGUGGUCAAUUGA